Acipenser ruthenus (sterlet) is the source of this 1698-nucleotide messenger RNA. Its product is annotated as epidermal growth factor-like protein 7. The coding region runs from base 374 to 1219 and encodes 281 amino acids. The transcript has 9 exons. Lineage: Eukaryota; Metazoa; Chordata; Actinopteri; Acipenseriformes; Acipenseridae. Gene Ontology annotation, cellular component: cell surface; extracellular region. The record is from RefSeq and is a predicted model, not a curated record. Gene Ontology annotation, molecular function: calcium ion binding; signaling receptor binding. Gene Ontology annotation, biological process: anatomical structure development.
CCAUCGCCAAAACGUAAAGAACGCUUCAUUUUGCUUCAGACUAGUCCUAAGCGAGUAUCGGUGAGGGACCCGGGGUCGUACUGAGUAAAAUAAAUUAAGUGGGGAAGAGAUUUUUAAACGAAUAACCAUGGGACACAUUUUCAAAGCGACUGGAGAAAAGUACCCUGCUGGUUUCCAUGGCUGCAGUGAAGAGGCGGAGCCUCGCGCAUCUCUGGCUGGAACUUUAAGGUGGCUGGCGUUUCCUAUAGAAGAUCCAUAGCAGAUAGUCACACUCGAAGCGUAUCGGCAAACAGGUAGUGACGGGAUUCUGUCCACCUGGAGCAGACAGACAGACAGACAGAGGCAGACGAGGAGGCAAGCCAGGCAGCCAGAGAUGCACCAAGCUCUGCUAAUUUUCACCUCUUCCUUCCUUAUACUCCCGGCCCUGUGUACGAAUUACCUCAUGCAUCCUGGGCGGAGGGUGUGUUACAGAGGGGCAGAGCGCAGCACCUCGCUCUCACACACAGAGUCCUUUGUCCAGCCAGUGUACAAGCCCUACCUCACCCUUUGCGAAGGCCACAGACUCUGCAGUACCUACAGAACUUCCUACAGAGUGUCCUAUCGACAGAUCAUUAGGAAGCUGCCCCCACCAAUGCCAGAGUGCUGUCCUGGGUGGAGGAGAGUUAAUUCACACAGCUGUAACCAAGCUGUUUGUGCAAAGCCCUGUGCAAAUGGAGGAACCUGUGUGAAACCCAAUCGGUGUGCCUGCCCUCCAGGCUGGACUGGGAGUUACUGCCGCAAAGAUGUGGACGAGUGUAGCAGCGGGACCCAUGCCUGUGCCCAGCAGUGCCAGAACAUCGCUGGGAGUUACCAGUGUGGGUGUCAGGAGGGGUACCUGCUGAGUAGCGACAAGCGAUCUUGUGAGCAGGUGGAACAUCCAGUCCCAAACAAGACCACCGAUAAACUCAACAAUGCAGAUGAAGAGCCUGUGGAUUCAGAUCAAAUGAAGGAAGAGGUUCAGGACCUGAGGAGCAGAGUGGAGGUGCUGGAGAAGAAGCUGCAGUUGGUGCUCGCUCCCCUGCACAGUUUCACCUCCCUCUUUCUAGAGGAGGGCCUAGCGGAGCAGACAAGCCUCCUGUCCUACUCCUUCCAGCAGCUGGACCGCAUCGACUCCCUAAGUGAGCAGAUCGGCUUUCUGGAGGAGCGCCUCGAGACCUGUUCCUGCCGAGACAACAGAUAAUCUGAAGCCCUAAAAGCAUGAGAAAAUCGCUCUGCUCCUGUUGAUUGCAGCAGAAACACCACAGGAUCUUGUUAAAGAAAGGAAUUUAUUUCUGACUUGUGUGAUCCACUGCAAGAAGCUGAAUACAUACUGAAGAGCUUGAGGAACUGGGGUGAAGAGAAAGCUUCAUUUAAAGCAUGCAAAACCACAACAAUCACAUUAUUUGGCCAGAGUGGGAUCAAUGCGUUGUGUAAAGAAAUCCAUUAGAGAGACAUGUAAAUACAAAAGGUAUUAAAAGGGGAAGUCAUUUUGGCCGUAAUUAGAUUUUUUUUUUUUCAUUAAAUGCUGCUGCAAUGCAAGCUCUCCUCUGCAAUCUCAGUACCGUUUGAACUGUUCCCUUGGAGUCUGUAUAUAGGUAUUUAAGUUAUAAUUCUUGUACGUAUGUAGUAAAAGUUAACAAAAUAUAAUUCCAUAAAUGUUUUGUAUUUUUUUUUUUUUUU